This is a messenger RNA of Zootoca vivipara (common lizard), 1018 nucleotides long. RefSeq names its product crystallin alpha B (gene CRYAB). Gene Ontology annotation, cellular component: cytoplasm; nucleus. NCBI's taxonomy places the organism in Eukaryota, Metazoa, Chordata, Lepidosauria, Squamata, Lacertidae. Gene Ontology annotation, biological process: negative regulation of apoptotic process; response to heat; protein refolding. Gene Ontology annotation, molecular function: structural constituent of eye lens. The record is from RefSeq and is a predicted model, not a curated record.
UCGGCCUGACUGGGCUUUUUUUAUAUAAAAAAAUAUAUAAUAAGAAGGGAGGGGGCGCGGGGAGGUUUCAUGCUGACCUGCUAGAAUUUAGCUGUGUUCUUUUUCCUUGGCAAUGUGGGUGCUGAGUGGAGUGUACAAAUCUCCAGCUAAUCUGCCAGCCAGCGCUGAAUGGUGCAGAUGGGAGAACAGGGAUAAUGAAAUGCCUGACAUCACCGUUCCAGAGGAUUCAGCCUGGGCACGGCCUGGCACCAGGGAGCAUAUAAAGCCCUGGCUCUUGGCUUGCUGGAGUGCACUGCUGCCCACUGCCUCCUCCGGGACCAACUCAGAUGGAUAUCACCGUUCACCACCCCUUCUUCCGCAGACCCCUGCUGUCAAGCUUGUUGCCCAGCCGCAUCUUCAACCAGACUUUUGGGGAGCACCUUGUGGAAUCUGAACUGCUCCCCAGUUCCUCAGCUUUCAGCUCUUUCUUUUUGAGACCCUCCAUCCUAAGGAACCCCAGCUGGCUUGAGAGCCGACUCUCAGAGCAGAUGCGACUGGAUAAGGACAAGUUCUCUGUAAACCUCGAUGUGAAGCAUUUCUCACCUGAGGAGCUAAAAGUCAAAGUUUUGGGAGACGUGAUUGAAGUUCAAGGAAAACAUGAGGAGCGCCAGGAUGAACACGGCUUCAUUGCCAGGGAGUUCAACAGGAAGUACAGGAUCCCAGCUGAUGUGGAUCCCCUCUCCAUCACCUCCUCCCUCUCUUCAGAUGGUGUCCUGACAGUGAAUGGACCAAGAAAAGCCAUGGAAGUCCCAGAGCGCACCAUCCCCAUUGCCAGGGAGGAGAAAUCUGCCGUACCAGCAGCGCAAAGGAAGUAGACACGCCCUGUGAGACCUACUCUUUUAUACCCAAGAAAGCCUUUCCAUUGGAUGCAAACAGCAGGCGGUGUCACUGGCUGGCUGUUCUUAUUUAUUUGUGCUAAGCAAAUGAGCUUGUUUACUAACAAAUAAACCGAUGAGUAAGCAUCUGGUGGCUUCUUUCC